AAGACCAAAAAAAAAAAAAAAAAACCCUCAACAAGCAAGCCUGCCAUUAUAAAUAGGAGCAAAAUCAAAACCUUGCACUCCAUUUUAAGCCAGAACCAAAAUCCCACAUUUACAACUGUAUUUCCCAUUGAUUUCCACACAAAAAAUCUUCCAAGAAUUAGAAAAACAAUGCAAGCGAACAACCAUAACCAGCAGCAUCGCAACAGGCUGUUACCGAAACGCAUAAUCCUAGUCCGACACGGUGAGUCGGAAGGCAACUUAGACACCUCGGCCUACUCCACAACCCCCGACCACAAGAUCUCCUUAACGGAACAGGGCCGUGCCCAAGCCUGCCUGGCGGGUUCCCAUCUCCGGGACCUCGUCUCCAGCCACGGGUCUUUCCCUGAUUGGCGGGUCUACUUCUACGUCUCUCCUUACGAGCGCACCCGAUCCACUCUGCGGGAGAUCGGGAAAUCAUUUUCCAAGAAAAGGGUGAUUGGUGUAAGGGAAGAGUGUAGGAUCAGAGAACAGGACUUUGGGAAUUUUCAGGUGGAGGAAAGGAUGAAAGUUAUAAAGGAAACGAGAGAAAAGUUUGGAAGGUUCUUUUAUAGGUUCCCUGAAGGUGAAUCUGCUGCUGAUGUUUUUGAUCGUGUUUCAAGUUUUCUUGAAUCUCUUUGGAGAGACAUAGACUUGAAUAGGCUUCACAAUGAUCCUACUCAAGACUUGAAUCUCAUAAUAAUCUCACAUGGUCUAGCCUCCCGGGUAUUUCUAAUGAAGUGGUUCAAGUGGACAGUUGAACAAUUUGAGCACUUGAAUAAUCCUGGCAAUUGUGAGAUCCGAGUUAUGGAGUUGGGACAUGGUGGUGAAUAUAGCUUAGCAAUCAAUCAUACAGAUGAAGAGUUGCUAGAAUGGGGACUCUCUCCUGAAAUGAUACAAGACCAGAAAUGGCGAAUCAGUGGCAACAGGGCUGAUUGGAAUGAUCAAUGUAGCUGGUAUCUUAGUUCAUUUUUCGACCUCCAAUUGGACUCAGAUGACGAUGUCAAAAACUUUGAUAUUGACUCAUAUGACGAUGCCAAACAAAAUGGUGUAGAUACUGAUUCUUAAAAUUAAAAAGUUGUGUUAUGAUAAUAUCUAUUGGAAAGUUCAUUUAUAUAGAUAGAUAUUCAACCAUUUGAUAUAUCAUAUGUUCAAAUAGUAUAUGGUUUUUCUCAUUCUUGUUUUUGGCAUGGAGAAUGUAAUCAUUCAACCCUCACAGAUAUGUACAAGGAACAAAGCAGAAGGUAAAUUUUAGUUAGACUCCAAGCUGCUAGAAUUCAUGUAGGAAUUCUCAUCUAGUUUAGAACCCACCUUUUUAAUCGAUUUCAAAGGUUUUGGUUCAUCUAUUUCUUGGUCAAAUGAACCCAUUUUUUCUGUUCUUUUCUUCGCUUUACUUUUCUUCCUCCUUGCUGUUAAAGUUAUCUCAUCUAAUGUGUCAUUUGUGCUAACCAUUUUCUUUGGUGGUUGAGCUUGAGGUCCAAUUGUAGACACUGCUGCUUUCUCUUCCUUAGAUGGUGCGGAAGAAAUGUUAGUAUCACCCAUUUCUUGAACUUCCUUUUGAUUGUGUGCUGGAUCUGGCUCUAUUUCGGCUUGCAAACUUGCAUCUUUGGGUGGUGUUUCUUGAGCCAUGGGGUGUGUUGCUUGGUCAGCCAUGGAGCUGGAAAUUGAUGCAGCGCUGGAGGAAGGUAACUGAGUUGAAGACUGAUGGGAACCAUGGCCUAAAGUAACAGUUUUCAUGGCAUAUGUUGCUACACAUUUCAUGAUGAAGUUGUAGAGCCUGUGGUAAAGGCCGACAAAGCUUUGAUCCAUUUGUGGAAUAUAUCUAUGAAAGAGUAUAUGAUUAUUUUAGAAUCUGAUCUGCCAAUGGAAAUGGAGGGAAGGUUAAAUCAUUUCAUGGAUGCUUUACUUGGAAGCAAGGGAAAACCACUUGGGAGAGAUACUUUUCUUUUCUUAAUGGACUUCCCAAGUUCUAAACCCCAAGUGUUUGUCUUUCCUAUUGGCUAUUGCUUCUACAUAAAGCAUGCAUCCAGCAAUCUGAAACACUAGAUGAUGAUACACGAAAAUGAAAUGGUUUAACAUUUUAGCAUAAACCAAAAAUAUGUUUGGUAUUCGAUGGAUCGACGCAAGUAAUCCCGAUUGAUGCAAAUGAUUUAAGAGGAAUAUAAGAAGUGGAAUUAAGAUUACAAAUAAGAACAAAGCCAUGAUUGAUGCAAGUUAUAAUCCUGGAAUAUAAUACUGAAUUAGUUCUUCCUCUUCACCUUGGGAGAAAGAUGAUAUAUUGUUGGACAGGCAUUUGAUUUGUCCAUAAGAACAAGAAGGAUUGUAUGAGGAGAGAAAUUAGACAGACAGGACACUAAGCUGUAAACUACUACUCAUUCAUUUCAUUUAGU
Molecule: messenger RNA, 2405 nt
Organism: Durio zibethinus
Lineage: Eukaryota; Viridiplantae; Streptophyta; Magnoliopsida; Malvales; Malvaceae
Product: phosphoglycerate mutase-like protein AT74H
Molecular function (GO): catalytic activity
Source: RefSeq, a predicted model, not a curated record